GUUUUCAGAGACUUUAUGAUCUCUGCGCUAGUGUUGAUCAUAUUUGUUUUCUCUCAACUACAACUAAAUUUAUAAAGCUAAAAGAGGAUGUUAGAGCCAAGUUCAAGCGAGGACGAGGAGGACGUUGUGCCUCCCUCUAGUACAGGGAACCAUGGAACCAGUUCCUUCCUAGAGCCUCCAGGAGGCUUGAAGAAUGGUCUCCAGCAAAAUGGUGGACCUCCCCGGGUCCCCUCCCCGAUGUCUAUGGACGGAAACAUGAUGAGGGGAGGAUUAGGUCGAGGCCAGGAUGGUAGAGGACAGAGAAAUGAUGGACGAGGCUCCCCCUCCCCCUCUCUGGUCAGUGAGAAGACGCUGACGGAGGCCGAGGUUGUGGAGAAACAGCAGAAGGAAGAGGAGGAGAGGAAAACUAGAAUUCAACUUUAUGUCUUUGUUUUAAGAGCCAUAUCUUAUCCAUUUAAUGCCAAACAGCCGAACGAUAUGUCCAAAAGACACCAGAAAGUUUCCAGAGAAGGAUUGGAUAAACUUCGAUCUAAAGUUGAUAGUUUUCUGCGAGGGGAAACACAAAUUCCUUGCGACGAGGCUUUUCAGAACGCGGUGCACUGUUACAACGAUAUAUUCCUAAAGUCUGAACGUGUGACCGGCCUAGUGUGCGGCGGAGGUCUAAGUCAACACGACUGUAGGGAGGUCUUCCGACAUCAGAUAGAGAAGAGAAUUCGAACUAUCCCUGAGAUUGACGGACUAAGUAAAGAUACUGUCAUGACCAGCUGGCUUGCUAAGUAUGAUGCUAUAACAAAAGAUGACGAGCAAAGACGACCUGGACAGAGGCUGCCGACCUCGAUGCUUGGUAACGAGGUGAUGACCAAGGAACAACUGUAUGACCUCUUCCAGCAGAUUUUAAACAUUAAAAAGUUCGAGCAUCAGCUUCUGUAUAAUGCAAUGCAGCUGGACUCUAUGGAUGAACAAGCGGCAGCUAUCCGACGGGAACUGGACGCGAGGAGAGAGAAAGUAGCAUCUAUGGAGAAGGACCGGAGAUUGAUGCCCAAGUUUGUGCUCAAGGAUAUGGAAGGUCUCUACAUUGAAGAAAUGAACGCGGCGAUAAAUCUACUAAAAGCCAACCUUGAAUCUCUGCCGGUCCAGCAAGGACCAACGAAGGAAGGAAAACUAAAAUUCAGCAAAAUCAAACCAGGGUACCUCAUAGCACUGUGGAAUAAUGGAAUUUACGAUGAAAGCUUGAUUUGGAAAAUACCCUCUCUAUGUUGUCGCUCUCAAAGCUCUUUAUCUCGAAACGACGAGACCGAAGACUCCCAAGUAUCCCAACUUUCCAAAUCUGACGUCGUCCUUACAUUUCAAAUUGAGGUGGUGGUAUUAGAAGUAAGAAAUCUGAAAUCUGUUCCUCCGAAUAGAAUCAUCUACUGCACCAUGGAGGUUGGAAACAGUGAGAAGCUAGCUACAGACCAGGUGGAGGCUAGUAAACCAUACUGGGAUACUCAGGGAGAUUUCUCAACUGCUAAUCCAUUACCAAUAGUUAAGGUUAAAUUGUACUCAGAGAAUCCAGGGAUGUUGUCGUUAGACGACAAAGAACUUGGAAAAGUCGUCAUUAAACCUACUCCACUUUCAUCAAAAGCCCCUGAGUGGUACAAGGCUACAGUAUCGAAGGGUUCUGGAGAUCAAGAGUUGAAGAUCAAGGUUGCCGUCAGGAUGGAUAAACCUAUGAAUAUGAAACACUGCGGAUAUAUGUAUGCUAUGGGGAAGACAGUUUGGAAAAAAUGGAAGAAAAGAUAUUUUGUCCUGGUUCAAGUUUCUCAGUAUACCUUCGCUAUCUGUAACUACAAGGAACGUAAGAACGAUCCGUCGGAGAUGCUCCAGCUUGACGGAUAUACUGUAGACUAUAUUGAACCUGCUGGAGCGAUGUUCUACCAUAUGAACCUGGAGGGAGGCAAGUUUUUCUUUAAUACCGUUCGAGAGGGGGAUAGUGUACUCUUCGCAACAGAGGAUGAACAGGAAUCUCAUAAUUGGGUGAUGGCUUUCUAUCGUGCAACCGGUCAGGCGCACAAGCCCGCCCCUCCAGUUACUACGGGGAAAACAACAUCGUUAAAUAAGAACCAGGGGGACGCAGAUAAAGCCAGAAAGCAUGGUAUGGAGGAGUAUAUAGCGGCAGAUCCUAUUGGAUUUGAUCAUCAUAAACUAUUCUGUAAACUACAGACUUUAAGCCUAGAGUGGAGAUUAAACGAUCCCUUCGCAUCUUUGGGUUGGUUCACUCCAGGCCAGGUGUUUAUACUAGAUGAGUAUUGUGCAAGAUAUGGUAUUCGUGGCUGCUACCGUCACCUCUGCUAUCUCUCCGACCUGCUGGAUAAAUGUGAAAAACAAAUUGUGAUAGAUCCUACUCUUAUACACUUCAGCUACGCAUACUGUGCUAGUCAUGUACACGGGAACAGUGUUCCCUCAAACCCACUCGGGGAACAGUUUGCUACUCCAGACAAGUUCAUUGAUGAAUCUACAAGACCUGAUGGUGUUGGAACAGUUACCCAGGAGGAGAAGGAGAAGUUUAACGAGAUCAAGGAGAGGUUGAGGGUUCAGCUAGAGUUCCAAUUAACAAACUUUAGAUUCUGUUUCCCUUUUGGGAGACCGGAAGGGGCCCUCAAAUCAACACUUUCCCUUCUUGAAAGGGAUGGCAGAGCUGAUCUGGCAAAUCCACAGGAGGAUAUGGUUGGCGAGGUUAUUAUUCCUCCAGCUCAGAAACUGGAAGAUCUAAUCCGUCUAGCUGAUCUAUGUGUUGACCUACUCAGGCAGAACGAGGAGUUCUACGCGGAGUUCCAAAAUGUUGAGGCAUUUGCCUGGUUUAGUGAUCUUCUUGUUGAACACAGUGAAAUCUUUUGGUCCUUGUUUGCUGUUGAUAUGGAUAGUGUACUGUCAGAGCAACCAGCUGAUACUUGGGAUUCCUUUCCCCUCUUCCAAAUAUUAAAUGACUAUCUCAGAACGGACGAUAAUCUCAAGAAUGGGAAAUUCCAUCAACAUUUGCGGGAGGUAUUUGCCCCUCAGGUGGUUCGGUAUGUUGAUCUCAUGGAGUCUAGUAUAGCGCAAUCUAUUCACAAGGGAUUUGAAAAAGAAAAAUGGGAGAUUAAAGGUAAUGGCUGUGCAACUUCCGAGGACCUGUUUUGGAAGCUGGAUGCUCUUCAAUCCUUUAUCAGGGACCUGCACUGGCCGGAUCCAGAGUUUGGGAACCAUCUAAAUCAGAGGCUGAAAAUGAUGGCUUGUGAUAUGAUUGAUUCAUGUAUUCAAAGAACCUAUGGAUCCUUUGAGGUUCAGCUAAAGAAGGGGAUUCUACUAAAUCCAACAGAUUAUGUUCUUCCAUCGGAAAUAUGUGCCAUGGUUAAUGUUGUUCUAGAUGCCAAGAACCAGUCUUUGAAGCUGUGUGCUGUGGAUGGAAUUGAUUUAGAUAAAACUCCGCAAACCGAUGAGAAAUCUAAACCAAAAAAGCACAAGUAUCAUACAAAGAUUGAUGAGAUGAUAGAACGAACCUCUUCAAAUAUGAGAAUUCAACUGGUGGGAAAACUUAUAUCUGUUCUAGAUAAAACCUUAUCCAAGUUGGCCGCCUACGACGAGGGAAGCAUGAUGGGAUCAUUUCUUAGCUUUGCUAACAAGAAAAUCAACGUGACUGGGACAGGAGUGGAUCAAGGGAAGAGUUAUAUCUCAUUUGUUAGAAUUAACAUGGAUACUAUUACUAAAAGAAUAUCGGACGAUCUAUGGGUUCUCAACGUUAUGGAGAAAUGGUACAAUGACCAAGUGGAAAUGCUUAGUAAAUGGUUAACUGAAAGAUUGGACAAAUCACUUCAUCCUUUCCAAUGUACAUGCCUUGCACACGUUGUAAAGAAGAUAUAUACUGAAUAUGAACUACAAGGGUUAGAAGAGGAUAAACUGCAAUGUGGCCAAUAUCAGGCCAUCGAGCAAAGAAUGUGUACUGAGGAAGCUACUUGUCAGCUAACUCAUGCGGAAAACAAUGAGAAUGGCGACGAUUCGGACGAUGAAAAAAGACGAAAAAGUGUGAAGAAGACAAAGUCGAUGAAAAAAGAUGAGAGCAAAGAUGAUCCAAAAAUGGCGCGUCAGACGAGUAAACCUCCCCCUCCAACCAGACAAGAUUCAUCGGAUACAGAAAUAGAUUCUGAAGACGAGAAACCAAAGAAAGGAAAACCUAAGCCGAAAGAGAAGGCCAAAGAGAAAGCCAAGGAGAAAGUGAAAGCCAACGAUGAGAGUGAUUAUGAUGUUGGUGAUGAUAUAAAGAACCCCCUGGCAGCGGCAGGAGCUGUUAAAGAUGCCCUUUCUACAGGAGGAGUUGAUAAGGUGGCAGAUAUGGGUAAGGAGGGAGUAGCCCAGGCCAGCAAGAUGUUAACAAAAGGAAUUGGAGGAUUUGCAGGAAAAGCUUUCGGAAGCUUUUUCUAGAUCUUUUAGUUUUUUUAGUUCAAAAUUUAAGCAGAUAUUUGCACCUUGUUUUUGCUGCAGAAGAAAUUGAGUUUUUUGUGAUGGAGAAUUGUACCAGUAUCCCAUAUUACAUGAUUUCUAAAUUUAACAGUUGGAUAAAAAACUAUCUUUCAGUCUUAAGCUUCACACAUUUUCCUGGUAAAAUUCUUUCAUAUCUAAAUGAAGACGACACAUGAUUUAAUAAUAUUUUAUUGCGGCAAAAUUAAUAUCAUUGUGCUUUUAGUUGAACUUAUAAAUAUAUUUUUAGAAGUUCAAUAUAUGAAGUUGAUUAAACUUGUUGAUAGUCAUGCUUCUGUAAAAUGGAUAAAAGUUUUUAAUGCUCUCCCUUUUGUUAAAAAUGUAACCAAUUCAUUAAAUCAACAUGUCGCUUAGAACAAAGACGACUUAAACCUGUCAUUUAACUAUUUCAAGAAAAGAACUGAGUUUUUGCCACAAAAUAAAAAUGUUUAACCCCUUUAUCUUUGCUUUUUCUAACUAAGAAUUGAUUUAACAGAUUUCAUAGUUUAAAAUGUUUAUAAUCUAUGACAUAGGGUUGCAAAAUAUUGAAUUUUGGCAAAAACUAGAUUAAUUUCUUUAAUUCACUUUUCUUUACCUUUAUAUUGCAGGCCGCGCCCAUAAUAAUCUCUGUCUUACACACUCUCCAUUAAGACCAAUAACAGCUUAAAUGCAAUUAGAGGGGACGAAUUCCCGCCCCACCCCCUUUUCAUAUAAAAGCUUGCAUUUGACAUUUUUUUCCUACAUUUCCUUUCACUGAAUCUAUAGUUCUACAUUUAUGUCUACUCUUCCUUGUUAUCAGUGACUUAAAAUAUCAAUCGCAAAACAAGCAUCAAAGAUUCGGUUUACUUUUGAAUACUUUUAACGGCACUGCACCUAAAAGAAUAAUAUAAUUAUAAACUUUAAAAAAAAUCUUUUUUUCUUGAUUUAUUUAAUUAUGUGUUAAAAAAUGUAGAUUUUUAUUAUGUAAAGUUCCUUUUUCAUGGUUUCUGUAUUUCUAAAGACUUUUAUUGUGUGAAUUUUACACCUAGAUUUUGUAUAAAAACAGCCAACACUUAAUUCACAGUAAUUAAUAGAUUAAAAAAUAUAUUACAUAUGUACUAGAGUACAAA
This is a messenger RNA of Eurytemora carolleeae, 5582 nucleotides long. RefSeq names its product calcium-dependent secretion activator (gene Cadps). The record is from RefSeq and is a predicted model, not a curated record. Bases 88 to 4437 code for a protein of 1449 amino acids. The transcript is spliced from 53 exons. Gene Ontology annotation, biological process: synaptic vesicle exocytosis; dense core granule exocytosis. NCBI's taxonomy places the organism in Eukaryota, Metazoa, Arthropoda, Copepoda, Calanoida, Temoridae.